Molecule: messenger RNA, 945 nt
Organism: Colletotrichum orchidophilum
Lineage: Eukaryota; Fungi; Ascomycota; Sordariomycetes; Glomerellales; Glomerellaceae
Exons: 2
Coding region: 1-945 (314 amino acids)
Source: RefSeq, a predicted model, not a curated record
AUGUCCAACUACCAGCCACUUCACUUUGGUUUCGAGCUUGAGCUAUCUCUUAACAGCAGCAAGAAGCACAAGAAUUGGCUUUCCAUGGCGCAAGAUACCAGCAGUCGCUUGACCAAGAAAGGAGUCAGCAAUCAUGUCAAGGAAAAAGCUGAUGGGAACUACCGCAAGUGGUCAAUUGUCCAGGAAAUCACUAUCCCCCAGAACCCUGCCAAGAACAACUGGGCGCUGGAGUUAGUUUCUCCUGUCUUUAACCUUGAAUCUCAGUGGCUCUCCGACAUAGACAACAUCUUUUCUGCUGUUCAGAAGCACUCCUCCGUUCAACUGCUUUCCCAGUGCAGCACUCACGUGCAUGUCAGUCAAGCGGACCAGGAGUAUUCCUCAUUCCAACUAGCCUCGUUGGGCAAGGCAAUCCUGACAUACGAGCCUUGCUUCGAUGCCCUCGUUCCGAAGGACAGAACUUCCGUCUACUGGUGUCAGAGUAACCGCCGAAACCCGGUGCUGUCUAGGUGUCGGACCCUCGAAGACUGUCUCGACGUCCUUGACGUGGCCGCCCAGCACGGUACUACAGCCGUCGUUGAAGCCAUGUGCCUCUUCCCAGCAUCAAGCGCGUAUGGACGAGCACACGGAAGGAAGAGGGAUUUCGUCCACGGCAAAGUCUACAAGUGGAACUUUGCACGCUUGUUAGGGCAUGACACCAGCCGCACGAUUGAGUUUCGACAACCUUCCGGCAGCACUCGCAUGGAAGACGCCAUCGGUUGGGUUCUGUUGACGUUGGCUUUUGUCGCGGGCGCAACUGGAGGCGGGAACUGUAUCGGUUCGUCAGAGAGCGGUGGCGAUGACCGGUUGGAGUUUUGGCAUCUUCUGUGUCAUGGCGCUGGGGUUCUCGGACUUGAUCCCUUUCUACUUGAUGUUUUGAGCGGGUUCAUCGGUCGUGCUGCGACUUGA